Molecule: messenger RNA, 1231 nt
Organism: Oryctolagus cuniculus (rabbit)
Lineage: Eukaryota; Metazoa; Chordata; Mammalia; Lagomorpha; Leporidae
Gene: PGER4
Product: prostaglandin-E(2) 9-reductase-like
Molecular function (GO): oxidoreductase activity
Source: RefSeq, marked provisional
ACUCCUCCCACAUGUCAUAGACAUUUAUAUAGGCAGUGGGGCAUUGAUUUCCUGUUAUUCCUCUGAAGGCAGAAGUAAUAAGCAGAGUGUGCUUGGCCAGAAGAGUGAAAGGCCAUGGAUCCCAAACAUCAGCGUGUGACAUUAAAUGAUGGUCACUCCAUUCCUGUACUGGGAUUUGGAACCUAUGCACCUGAUGAGGUUCCAAAGAGUGAAGCUGGGGAGGCCGCCAAAAUAGCUAUAGAUGUUGGUUUCCGCCAUAUUGAUACUGCUCAUGCAUACCAAAAUGAAGAGGAAGUAGGCCUUGCCAUCCGAAGCAAGAUUGCAGAUGGCACUGUGAAGAGAGAAGAUGUAUUCUGCACAACAAAGCUUUGGUGCACUUUUUUUCGACCAGAGCUGGUCCGAAAAGGCUUGGAACAGUCACUGAGAAAACUUCAACUGGAUUAUGUUGAUCUGUACCUUAUGCAUUAUCCAAUAGCAAUGAAGCCUGGGGAGGAGAUGUUCCCAACAGAUGAACAUGGGAAAACAAUAUCUGACACAGUGGAUAUCUGUGCAACAUGGGAGGCCAUGGAAAAGUGCAAGGAUGCAGGACUGGCCAAGUCCAUUGGAGUGUCCAACUUCAACCACAAGCAGUUGGAGAAAAUUCUGAACAAGCCAGGGCUUAAGUACAAGCCUGUCUGCAACCAGGUGGAAUGUCAUCCCUAUCUCAACCAGAGCAAACUGCUGGAUUUCUGCAAGUCCAAAGACAUUGUUCUGGUUGCCUACAGUGCUCUGGGAUCAAGUCGAGAUCCAAAAUGGGUGGACCAGAGCUCACCAGUUCUCCUGGAAGAUCCAGUGAUUGGUGCCUUGGCAAAAAAGCACAAGCAAAGUCCAGCUCUGAUUGCCCUUCGCUACCAGCUGCAGCGUGGGGUUGUGGUCCUGGCCAAGAGUUUCAUUGAGAGGGAGAUCAAAGAGAACAUUAAGGUAUUUGGAUUUCAGUUGUCUUCAGAGGACAUGAAAGCUCUAGAUGGCCUGAACCAAAACCUUCGAUAUUGUCCUGCUCAUUUUUAUAUUGGACACCCACAUUACCCAUUUUCUGAUGAAUAUUAACAUGAAGAACUUUCUCAUGACUUCUGCUACAAGCUCCUGCAAGUGCAUCAUGGUGUAGGAGACAUCUCAGAUGCUGGUGACUGGGCAGCUCUCUUCUGGCUAAUCUACACUGCUUAGCAAUCACACUCAGCUGGAGCUAUAUCCA